Penicillium canariense is the source of this 996-nucleotide messenger RNA. RefSeq names its product chitin synthase export chaperone. The record is from RefSeq and is a predicted model, not a curated record. The coding region runs from base 1 to 996 and encodes 331 amino acids. Gene Ontology annotation, cellular component: endoplasmic reticulum membrane. The transcript is spliced from 3 exons. Lineage: Eukaryota; Fungi; Ascomycota; Eurotiomycetes; Eurotiales; Aspergillaceae. Gene Ontology annotation, biological process: protein folding.
AUGGGAUUUGGUGACUUCAAUUCGAUAUGCGAGAAGGUGCCGAUGCCGCUGUGCUCCCUAGUGGGCUCCGCGUCGUCGAUCUCCGGUUCCACAGGCAUCAUCUCGAACUGCUAUGCGCGAAACAUUGAGGUUGCGAAUACUAUCAUCUUCGAGGGCGCCGCCUCUUUUAUGCACAUCAUUGCGCUUGCUAUGACCGUGAUCAUGAUCCUGCAUAUCAGGUCCAAGUUCACGGCUGUCGGUCGCAAGGAAAUCAUUACCUUCUUCUAUAUCUUCUUGGCUCUCACGAUCUGCUCACUCAUCAUCGAUGCGGGUGUGGUUCCUCCCAGGAGCGGUCCAUUCCCGUAUUUCGUCGCGGUUCAGAGUGGGCUGGUAUCAGCCCUAUGCGCUUGUUUGCUUGUCAACGGUUUCGUGGGUUUCCAGUUGUACGAAGAUGGCACAGCACUCUCCGUGUGGCUGAUCCGAAUCAGCUCCGCGGCCAUGUUUGCUAUGACCUUUGUGAUUGCCCUAAUGACCUUCAAGUCAUGGGGUGGAUUGGGGCCUACAAACACCGUGGGUUUGUUUGUGGUGCUCUAUGUUCUAAACGCCAUCGCCGUGGCCAUCUACGUCGUGAUGCAAUUGUUGCUGGUUGUCAACACGUUGGAUGACCGCUGGCCGCUGGGUCACAUCUCAUUUGGGCUGCUAGUCUUCAUUAUCGGGCAAGUACUUCUCUAUGCCUUUAGCGACACCAUUUGCAACAACGUGCAACACUAUCUGGACGGCUUGUUCUUUGCCACUUUCUGCAACUUGCUUGCUGUGAUGAUGGUCUAUAAAUUCUGGGAUUCCAUUACCAAGGAAGACCUGGAAUUUUCUGUGGGUGUGAAGCCGAACACUUGGGAAGUGAAAGAACUGCUGCCCGAAGAGGAUCGGCGCCAAACCGUCUACCAAGACACCAACUCAGAGUACGCUGGCAGCAUGUACCACCACCGCCAGUCGACGUACGGUCACCAUCACUACUAG